Messenger RNA from Poecilia latipinna (sailfin molly), 3226 nucleotides. It is a transcript of the gene mlxip, whose product is annotated as MLX interacting protein. Gene Ontology annotation, biological process: regulation of transcription by RNA polymerase II. The transcript has 17 exons. The coding region runs from base 309 to 2822 and encodes 837 amino acids. The record is from RefSeq and is a predicted model, not a curated record. Gene Ontology annotation, cellular component: nucleus. Lineage: Eukaryota; Metazoa; Chordata; Actinopteri; Cyprinodontiformes; Poeciliidae. Gene Ontology annotation, molecular function: protein dimerization activity; DNA-binding transcription factor activity, RNA polymerase II-specific; RNA polymerase II cis-regulatory region sequence-specific DNA binding.
AUCGGAUAUGGUCUAACACAGGAACUCGGUACUACAGAAGGAGCAGCAGCGUUUUGUCAGCUGCGUCAACUACAUAAGAAGAUAACAACAGCUUAAUUUUGGGCUGUUAAUAAGCAGCGGCAAACUUUAACAUGGCUGAAGCGAGGACUUUAUUUUUAUGGCACAAAGUUGACAAACUUUAACAACAAGACUCAAAACGCGUUUUCCGUAGCCGUCUAUGACGAGCCUCAUGAAAGCAAGAGCCUUAUUGUCCUAGCUUGCUGGUGUUGGCUAACGUUAGUUAGCUAUUUGUUUGUUGAGUUGCCCACAUGGCUACCAGAGAGACAUGUCAGCGGCAAACUUACCGGCGGCCGGCUGCCAGCAUAAAGCAGGAGCAAGAUGACGACUCGGAUGUGGAGGAGACUCACAUGGGGUUACGGAGGGCAGACGGGCUGGAGUCCCAGAUCAUCCACAGUGGACACUUCAUGGUGUCGUCGCCGCAUAUCGAGCACCCCCCGAAGAAGGGUUACGACUUCGACACUGUCAACAAACAGACCUGUCAGACCUAUCAUUUUGGCAAGACGAGCACGUCGCACCUCUCCAUAGAUGCCUCUUUGACUAAGCUUUUUGAGUGCAUGACCCUUGCAUAUAGCGGUAAGUUGGUGUCUCCUAAAUGGAAGAACUUUAAAGGUCUAAAGCUGCUGUGGAGAGACAAGAUCCGGCUGAACAACGCCAUAUGGAGAGCCUGGUACAUGCAGUAUGUGGAAAAAAGGGGAAAUCCCGUUUGUCACUUUGUAACCCCGCUAGAUGGAAACAUAGAUUUGGACGUCCAUCGCCCUGCAGAGGCUAUUGCUUCAGAUGGGAAAAACUGGAAAAGAAGAAUUGAAAUUGUUAUAAGAGAAUAUCACAAAUGGAGAACAUACUUCAAAAAAAGGCUACAGAAACACAAAGAUGAUGACCUUUCCAGCUUACUUAAGGUGCCAGAGGAGCAGUUAUCGCUGUUUGGGGAAGUCUUUCCAGACAUACUCCGUACUUCCUUUUAUCAGGAUGAAGAGGCUGCCGUGCGUCGAAUGAGUCGCAGGCAUAUGGAAACGCCUGCGCCCAUGGAGAUGGACACCCUCUUUGACAUGGACAUUCUGAUGUCCGAGUUCUCAGACACGUUGUUUUCCACACUGACCUCACACCAGCCUUUGGGCUUGCCCAAUCCAAGGGAAAUUGCUCAUGCAGGGAAUGCAGACAUGAUCCAACCUGGACUUAUCCCCUUACAGCCCAACCUGGACUUCAUGGACUCCUUCGAUCCACUGCAAGGUUGCGACUUAUUUCACAGCCUCCGUCAGCCUGUCCUUCCCUCUGUUUCCCCCACUGCAACAUCUGUCACCCCUCAACCCAGCAGCAGCUCCCAGUCUCAGGCCCCGUUAAUGUCGACUUUGCAGCUUUCACCCAACCAGAUUACGCCUGCAUGCUCGCUGUCCAUCCACAGCCAGACCAGUCCGACAGGCGGUGGCGGCGGCGGCGGAGGAGGAGGAGCCUACGUACAGACCUACAUGCCUCUGUUCGCCGGGCAGGUGGUCUCCAGCAGUCAGUCCACAGCUCCUCUCAACCCUCUGGUACCCUGCCUCCCGGGUCAGAACUUACCCUCCGCACCAGCCAUGAUUUCCUCACCUUUAAACAGCGGCUCAGAGCUGGAUGAAACUGUAGCCCCCUCUGUCGCAACGCACACAGCGCCCUCCCCCGUCACCCCGAGCAACACAGCCAGCACCGACAGCCACGUCUCGGCUCCUCCAUCCCAACUCCAGCUCCUCGCGCCGCUACCUGCCACGCCCAUCAAGAAUCCUCUGGCCUUUGCUCUGCCUCGCCCCUUCCAGUCCAACAGCUCCGGCAAAGUCCGUCCUGUGCCGAGGAUCGCGCCGGCAAACGCACUCCCUUCUUCCCAGUUCAUCCUCCCAGCCCCUUUUCCAGGUCAUGCUAAUGCUGUGAUUGUUACGUCUCCACCCUCCACCGGUGUGGUUAUCCCCCCUUCCCACCUUGGAGCGAGCCCUGGGUUUCAGGUUCUCCCUCACAACCAGAAGUCGCAGCAACCUGCCGUCCCUGAAGACAAGUCUUGCUUCAGGAAAAACCAGAAAGAGCCCUCAAGUGUCGGUCAUAGUCAGACCGGAUCCAGUCAAGGGUCACCUUGUGGUUUGGAUCAGGUUCCCAGUCCUCAAUCUAUAAUCGGCGGCAGCAGCAAACCUCUGAUAAAGAGUGAGCACAAUCAGAGCCGUCACAUAUCUGCUGAACAAAAGAGACGAUCAAAUAUCAACAUUGGCUUUAAGACACUCGGCAACCUUGUUCCCACUCUGAAGUCACAAUCGAACAUUACAAAUGCAGUCACUCUACAGAAGACAGUGGAGCACAUUGGGAAGCUCCAGCAGGAGCGGCAGCAGCUGCAGGACGAGGUCAAGAGGCUACGAGAGGAAAUAGAGGAGCUCAAUGCUUCCAUUAGCUUGUGUCAGGAGCAGCUGCCUGCGACCGGCGUGCCGAUGAGGAAAAACCGCUCUGAUCUCAUGCAGGACAAGUUCAAUGAAUAUGUGAAGAACCGCACUCUGCAGAACUGGAAGUUCUGGAUUUUCAGCAUCAUCAUCAAACCACUGUUUGAGUCGUUCAGUGGAAUGGUUUCAACGACGAGCAGAGAAGAGCUCUGUCACACCACGCUGCAGUGGCUCGACAAUCACUGCUCCCUUCCUGUCCUCAGACCCAUGGUGCUGAGUACACUCCGUCAGCUGUGCACUACCACGUCCAUCCUGACCGAUCCCUCCCUGCUUCCUGCUGAAGCCCUUGAGGCUGCCUCUAGCAAAGACGUGUAGCCGACCUCUCAGGAGUGGACGCAACCCAAAAGCCAUUUGAACAUUUUUCAGCAUCAAAACUGUUUUCCUGCAAUAUCCAGGAAGCUCGCUGUGUCUUCCAAGCACUCGCAAGUUCCCAGACGAAUCGGUGAAACAAGAACUGUAACAUGGGACGGGAUUACUGUUACUCUGAAUGUAACAGCUUUACAUUUGGUCUGCUGCAUAAUGCAGCAGACUGCCUGAUGCAGUAGAUGCCACCUUCACCUGCAGAGAAGUGUUUAGAUAAUCUCCGCACAAGUGAUUGCAGAGAUUGUCUAAACACUUCAUUGGAAACUGGUACUUGUAUUUUCAUUUUACAUCAUAGAGUUGUUUUCUGAUGCAAAGACGCAUAUUAAGAAAGGGAAACUGUGAUUUUUUUUUUUUUU